CYAGAAAGGAAUUUCCUUCCUUGAUCAAUCGAAAACAUGGAGGGAGGCUUAUAUAAAUGGGAGUUAUCGGCAGUCUUAACGUUCAUUCUCCUACUCAAACCAUGCCUAAUAGACGAGUAACCUACAUCUAAAUUAUAUGCGAUAUUUAGUUUGAGGCGUAGGAGAUUGUUUAAAGAAAAUGGGGGAUACAGUAGCAAUACUCGUUGCCCUAACGUUCCUGUUGAGAGUGAACGGGGAACCCCCCCGURUCGGAUACUGCAUGGGGGAGCAGUGCUUUGCCGUUUUCCAGGACCAAGCUAACUUUGGAACCGCUCAAAAACGUUGCGAGGAAAAUUAUAAUGGAUAUUUAAUGACAGUUCGAUCUUUGAUAUCACAUAGCAUCCUUUUAAUAUUACUUGGUAUUCAUACAGGAGAUUAUUGGAUUGGUUUACAUUUACCAAGCGGGCAAUGCCCCGACGAAGCAUCGUUUUUACGAGGGUACAGGUGGAUAACUGGAGAUAAUGAAACCAAAUUCCAGAACUGGGGGCGCUUUGAUGAUGUCUGUUCUUCAAAAUGUAUUUCGGUAUCAAAAUACGACUUUGUGUGGAAGGAACAACCAUGCGAAAGUAAAGUAGAUGGAUAUAUUUGUGAAUAUAAACUUGACAGUCCCUGCCAACAUGUAAUUGUAAAAGGGGACGAUUCAGUUCUGUAUGAGACCCCGUUGGGAUUCAAGGGAGAGAACCUACUGACAUUACCCCUCGGAACCACUGCAACGCUCAAAUCCAUCGGGUCGAAGUAUAUCUGUCUAUCUGAACAGUGGCUACAAGCACCGUGGGGUUGCGAGGUAUUCAACGGUGGCUGUGCGCAUGACUGUUCCUCAGUUAAUACUAUACCUGUAUGCACCUGCCCACCUGGAAAAACUCUCCAGGACAAUAACGUCACAUGUGAAGAUGCGCAAAAUGACCCCUGCCUUGACACAGGAUGCGCACAUCUCUGCCAAAAAAAAAAUGACAGCUACACUUGCAUGUGUCACCAUGGUUAUGCACUGGCAGAAGAUGGGAAGGAGUGCAAAGACAUUGAUGAUUGUAUCGAUAAUAGACAGUGCCCGGGACAUAACAUUAAGUGUGUCAAUACUGUUGGUGGAUUUAAAUGCGAAUGCCAUCAGGGAUAUGUGUUCGAAAAUGACAAAUGCGUCGAUGAAGAUGAGUGCUCCAUGGGUCCAUGUGAACACGAAUGCACAAACACAAUAGGCAGUUACAAUUGCUCCUGUUUGGAUGGAUUCAUAAGAAUGACAGAAGACACCAACCGGUGCCAAUUCGUUUGUUUAGCAGAGUGUUCCCCAGAAUGUGACCCAAGUACACCACAUCAUUGCAACUGUCCAAAUGGUUACUUACUCGAUGACAAAAAUGGGAAGUCAGUUUGUGUUGACAUAGAUGAAUGUGAGAUGGGUGAGUGCCAUCAUAAUUGUACAAAUACGUAUGGAGGUUACCUGUGUUCUUGUGAUGASGGAUUCGACUCGGUUGGUUUAAAUGAUUGUGUUGAGAGAGAACCGUCAAAUGUUUCAGGUUUUACCAUACCAUUUACACCAUUUGUCAAGCAUCCAACUGAGCGCCCUUCCACUGUAAAGGCUGGGGGUCUUCUUGGAAUUAUAGUAUGCAUUGUCAUUGUUAUUUUGGUGAUGGUUGUACUUAUUCACCUGAUACUAAAACGUCGAGGUAAUUUAGACAUUGCUUUCGAAAGCCAAGAUUUUGGUAAUCACGAUUUGCAACAAGUCACAAUGGAUAAGUACAAAACAUUAUCAUUUGACAGACAGUAGAUAUAUGACAAUCAAUAUUUUGUUGGAUAACUUUGUCAUUUUCAUUGUCAUUACUUUUUUACACGUCUGCAAAGGAGAAUCAGAUGUUUGAAUGUUUMAUAUUUUUAUUUCAUACAGUUGUAGUAAACCUAUCAUAAAUGUAAUGGCUCCAUAAGCAUCUCAUUACU
Salvelinus sp. IW2-2015 is the source of this 1962-nucleotide messenger RNA. Its product is annotated as thrombomodulin. NCBI's taxonomy places the organism in Eukaryota, Metazoa, Chordata, Actinopteri, Salmoniformes, Salmonidae. Gene Ontology annotation, cellular component: membrane; external side of plasma membrane; extracellular matrix. Gene Ontology annotation, molecular function: transmembrane signaling receptor activity; extracellular matrix protein binding; extracellular matrix binding. The record is from RefSeq and is a predicted model, not a curated record. Gene Ontology annotation, biological process: cell migration.